AUGGCCGCCGCCGCCUCCCAUCUCCUCUUCUACCCUCUCUCUAACCUUGCCAGAAACCCACAACACUGCUGUCACCUCUGCCUCCCCUCGAUCUCCAUCCCCACCUCCAACAUUACCACCCUACCCCUCACCCGGUCGCUAAACUCUAACCCCUCCGAGACAAUCCUCUCCGGAUUUGGAUCCGGAUUCGAUGACAAUAACAACGAAUCUGGAUCCGGCGCUAAUAACGGCGGCGGAAGCGAUCACCCUCAUGACGAAUCCCAUCCAUCCAAUAGUCCAUGGGACCCCAUCGAAAUGUUCCUCAGUGGAUGGAGAGCUAGGGUUUCGGCUGAUCCGCAGUUCCCCUUCAAGGUUCCAAUGGAGGAGCUCAUCGGCGUCUCCGCCUGCAUGCUUGAUGACAUGGCCACUCGCCCUAACUUUGGCCUUAACGAGCUCGACUUCAUCUUCUCCACCCUCGUCGUCGGAUCAAUCCUCAACUUCACACUAAUGUACCUUCUCACCCCGACCGCUGUCGCCUCCACUGCCAACGCUGCCAUAUUCUUCCUCCCCUCCUACAUUUUCGAGCCUGGAUCCUACGCUCUCUCAUCAAGAAUUGCCACUUUGAUUAAUAAAGGAGCCACCUUUGUUGCUGUUGGGUUCGUCGUUGGGCUUGUAGGGACUGCAAUUACAAAUGGGCUGAACUUAAGGAAGAGGAUGGACCCAGAGUUUGUGUCCCCCAACAAGCCGCCACCCAUAUUGCUGAAUGCGAUGACUUGGGUUGUGCAUAUGGGAAUCAGUAGCAAUUUGAGGUACCAGAUGCUAAAUGCUUUGGAGUUUGUGUUAGGAAAAGUGCUGCCUCCGACUGGUUUUAAGGUUUUGAUUGUUAGGUUAAGGUGCUUGAACAAUGUACUUAGUGGGAUGUCAUUUGUGUUGCUUGCGAGGAUGACGAGGUCUCAUAAGGUGCAGGAGAAGAAGGCUGAGGUGGAGGAGAGAUUGAUUGUGGAGAAUGCGAUGGCGUAUAGCGGGGUUGAUGAGCGGUUGAGCAAUUGA
Asparagus officinalis (garden asparagus) is the source of this 1029-nucleotide messenger RNA. RefSeq names its product protein RETICULATA-RELATED 3, chloroplastic-like. NCBI's taxonomy places the organism in Eukaryota, Viridiplantae, Streptophyta, Magnoliopsida, Asparagales, Asparagaceae. The record is from RefSeq and is a predicted model, not a curated record.